CCGGCGGCGCGGACCUUGGCCGCGGUGGGGGGGAAAGCCGCCUUGAGGCCGCUCUAGCCGCGCCCUUUUCGGCUGCUCCGCCGGGGGCCGGCAGCGCCGCGGGGGUCCCUCCAAGAUGGCGGCGCAGAGGAGGAGCCUGCUACAGAGUGAGCAGCAGCCCAGCUGGACAGACGACCUCCCGCUGUGCCACUUGUCCGGGGUGGGCUCGGCGCCCAACCGGACCUACGCGGCGGACGGCAAGGCCGUGGAGAGCCACCCACCCGAGGACAGCUGGCUCAAGUUCAGGAGCGACAACAACUGCUUCCUGUACGGGGUCUUCAAUGGCUACGAGGGCACCCGAGUCACCAACUUCGUGGCCCAGCGGCUGUCGGCGGAGCUGCUUCUGGGCCAGCUCAGUGCCGAGCGCACCGAGGCCGACGUGCGGCGGGUGCUCCAGCAGGCCUUCGACGUGGUGGAGAGGAGCUUCCUGGAGUCCAUCGAUGACGCGCUGGCCGAGAAGGCCAGUCUGCAGUCCCAGCUGCCCGAGGGCGUCCCCCAGCACCAGCUGCCGCCGCAGUACCAGAAGAUCCUGGAGAGGCUGAAGGUGUUGGAGCGGGAGACGUCGGGCGGCGCCAUGGCCGUGGUGGCCGUGCUCCUCAGCGACAAGCUCUACGUGGCCAACGUGGGGACGAACCGCGCUCUCCUGUGCAAGUCCACGGUGGACGGGCUGCAGGUCACGCAGCUGAACGUGGACCACACCACGGAGAACGAGGACGAGCUCUUCCGCCUCUCGCAGCUGGGUCUGGACGCGGCGCGGAUCAAGCAGGUGGGGGUCAUCUGCGGGCAGGAGAGCACCCGGCGCAUCGGGGACUACAGGGUCAAGUACGGCUACUCGGACAUCGAGCUCCUCAGCGCCGCCAAGUCUAAGCCCAUCAUCGCGGAGCCCGAGAUCCACGGUGCGCAGCCCCUGGACGGGGUCACGGGCUUCCUGGUGCUCAUGUCCGAGGGGCUGUACAAGGCGCUGGAGGCCGCGCACGGGCCCGGCCAGGCCAAUCAGGAGAUCGCGGCCAUGAUCGACACCGAGUUCGCCAAGCAGACCUCGCUGGACGCCGUGGCGCAGGCCGUGGUGGACCGGGUGCGGCGGAUCCACGGUGACACCUUCGCCAGCGGCGGGGAGCGCGCCAAGUUCUGUCCGCGGCACGAGGACAUGACGCUGCUGGUGCGGAACUUUGGGUACCCACUGGGCGAGAUGAGCCAGCCUGCACCCAGCCCUGCCCCAGCCGCCGGGGGGCGCGUGUACCCCGUCUCCGUGCCCUACUCCAGCGCCCAGAGCACCAGCAAGACCAGCGUCACGCUGUCGCUCGUCAUGCCCUCCCAGGGCCAGCUGGUGAACGGGACGCUCAGCGCCUCCACCCUGGAUGAGGCCACGCCCACCCUCACCAACCAGAGCCCCACGCUGACACUGCAGUCCACCAGCACGCACACGCAGAGCAGCGGCUCCAGCUCCGACGGGGGCCUCUUCCGCUCCCGGCCAGCCCACCCGCUGCCCCCCGGGGAGGGCGGUCGCGUGGACGCCUACGUGGACUUCGCGGAGUUCUACCGCCUCUGGAGCGUGGACCAUGGCGAGCAGAGCGGGGCGGCCGCCCCGUAGCCUGCGGGGUGCGGCCCAGGUGCUGGCUCCUGCCUCAAGCACCG
Sorex fumeus (smoky shrew) is the source of this 1674-nucleotide messenger RNA. RefSeq names its product TGF-beta activated kinase 1 (MAP3K7) binding protein 1 (gene TAB1). Gene Ontology annotation, molecular function: protein serine/threonine phosphatase activity. The transcript is spliced from 11 exons. Gene Ontology annotation, cellular component: cytosol. The coding region runs from base 116 to 1630 and encodes 504 amino acids. The record is from RefSeq and is a predicted model, not a curated record. Gene Ontology annotation, biological process: protein dephosphorylation. NCBI's taxonomy places the organism in Eukaryota, Metazoa, Chordata, Mammalia, Eulipotyphla, Soricidae.